Messenger RNA from Mercurialis annua (annual mercury), 831 nucleotides. Its product is annotated as prefoldin subunit 2. Gene Ontology annotation, biological process: protein folding. The transcript has 2 exons. Gene Ontology annotation, cellular component: prefoldin complex; cytoplasm. Bases 205 to 648 code for a protein of 147 amino acids. NCBI's taxonomy places the organism in Eukaryota, Viridiplantae, Streptophyta, Magnoliopsida, Malpighiales, Euphorbiaceae. The record is from RefSeq and is a predicted model, not a curated record. Gene Ontology annotation, molecular function: protein folding chaperone.
AAUUUAACAGAACCAUUUCAUUUUCUAGUGCUCAAGACGGCGAACAGACAGAGCACAAUAGGGCUUUGCUUUGCUAGCUCAAAACCCUUGUUACCGAGUUCCGAUUAUCGACUCAUUCAUUGCUACUGCGGAAGCGCGAGUCGCAACCGUGCCAUUUCGAUCGUCUAGACCUCCAUUUGUUCUUCUUGAACUUAUCAGACAAUCAUGGCCAGCAAAGCCGAAGGUGAUAGGCAGGAACCAAUAAACGAACAAGCAGUUGUGAACGCAUACACUGCUAUGAGAACUGAACUGAAUCAAAUUUACUCCAAGAUCACUGAACUUGAGAUGGAAGCCAGCGAGCACUCAUUGGUCAUUAACGCCAUUCAACCGCUAGACCAAUCUAGACGAUGCUACCGAAUGAUCGGAGGUGUACUUGUUGAGAGAACCAUCAAAGAGGUCAUGCCUGCUGUUCAACGCAAUAAGGAGGGAAUUGAGGAGGUAAUAUCAAGGCUUAACGAGGCCUUGGAGAAGAAGAAGAAGGACAUUGCCGACUUUGAAUCAAAAUACAAAAUCAGGAUAAGGAAACCCGAGAAUGAAGUGCAAGAUGGCGGCAAGAAGGAAGGCGCUUCUCAAGGUGUUCUUGUAGGUCCUGCAAGUUCAAGUGAAUGAUACGUUCCAUUAUCUAGUAUCCUCCAUUUAAACAGUUUUCUCAUGUGUUUUUGAUAAUGUGAACAUUUUGUUAUAUCAUCGAAAGAGUUUGCUGAUUGUAAUUGUAGACUAGAAGAUAUUAUUGAACUAGAGAUCGUGUUAGAUCCUUUUUGUGAAUGACAGUGCAACUAUUUUAUGGUGGAA